Messenger RNA from Cottoperca gobio, 3027 nucleotides. RefSeq names its product zinc finger protein 32-like. Bases 266 to 1525 code for a protein of 419 amino acids. The record is from RefSeq and is a predicted model, not a curated record. NCBI's taxonomy places the organism in Eukaryota, Metazoa, Chordata, Actinopteri, Perciformes, Bovichtidae. The transcript is spliced from 3 exons.
CUCCGCGGAGCCGUUGGUGUUUUGUAUUCCCAGAAAGAAAAUAGACAUUUUGGAGAAGCUGAGCUCCAGAACGACACCUUUUAACCUCCUGCAGCGAGUAAAGCUCAAUUAUCUUCUGUUUCCGAACAUUUAAUGUGCCUUUCAACUCAUUGUUAUUACAGAUAAAUAGCCAAGGGAGGCAGAAUAUCACAUAUAUUCGGCUGUAAACUUGUAGUCCCGUUAGCUACGUUGUUGCUAAGCUAACGUUAGCUGCGGUUUGGUCGUGAUGGCUGACUUCAGCAGCAGGAUCAUGACGUCUGCUGAACACUCGGCGGUCACAGCUGGGCCUGCAGGAAAAGCGUCGUCCUCCUCAGUCGGGUCAGGAAAUGGAAGCUGGGACGGCGUGGGCGGGUUGGACCAGAUAACAGUUGUGAGGAUAGACGACACGCACAUCGCGGAGGAUAAAGACGCUGCAGUGUGCUACGAGGUGGAGUACUCGAUGCCUGCUGAGGACGAGGUUGCCGGAGAGGAAGAGGAGGACGGCGUUUACGUCAUCGAGUAUUCAAAUCCAGAAGAGGAGGGAGAGAGCUACCAGUUCACGAUGUCCGUGGAUCGAUCGCUCCCGGCCAAAAAGCCGAUAAUUAACCAUCCUGCGGCGAGAGAGAGCGCCAGAGCUCCUUUACCCGUGAUGUCCAAACCGGUCAGACCUCAGAGGCCGAGGCAGAAGAGGAAGCUAGAGGUGAAGCAGCUGGAGGUGAAGCAGCUGGAGGUGAAGCAGCUGGAGGUGAAGCAGCAGGAGGUGAAGCGGCAGGAGGUGAAGCGGCAGGAGGUGAAGCGGCAGGAGGUGAAGCGGCAGCAGGAGGUGAAGCAGCUGGAGGUGAAGCAGCUGGAGGUGAAGCAGCUGCAGGAGGUGAAGCAGCAGGAGGUCGUGAGCAAUAAGUGCGUGCUGGAGCUCGGAGAGGACUACAGAGAAGUGAUGGGGAUGAACUUGGGCUCCGAUAAAAAACAGCUGAUGUGCACGCUGUGCCCGCAGCCCGGCCGCUUGUUCAAGAGAGCCGCCGGUUUGGCCGUACAUUUAAAACACAUGCACCUCCUGGAGGCCAAGAAGACGUUCUUCUGCUCGUCGUGCCAGCAGUCGGUUCGCUCUCAGAUCGAACUGGACGCACACACAAAACGCCACGCCAACCAGGACGCCGUGUUCACCUGCCUCCUCUGCCCGGCGGAGAUGACGGGGUACAAAGGCUCCAGGUGGGGUCUGAGGAGACACCUGGAGAAGGAGCACCGGGGCGUCAUCCCUCGCUGCGACAUCUGCAACAAAGGCUUCACGUCGCUCGUGUCGUACCUGGCCGAUCAGUUCAGGCACGUCGGCGUGUCGCCCUACUACUGCGCCAGGUGUCAGAUCUACGAAAUGACUGAAAGAGGUCUGAACGUUCACAUGAAGAACGACAGCAAGAAGAAGAAGCAGGAGUCUGAUGAAAGCAACCUGCAGGCGGCGGGAGUCUCCGCCAACGCCGAUAACUCUGCCACGGACGACUCCGACUUCUGACACGUUUUGUUUUGUGCGUUUAAGAUUAAAGCAGCAGAAGCUCAGUGACCUCUUCAUCAUCUUUGACGGGUCGGAGCUGAACGUCAAGUUGUUUAUAACUUGUGGAGUUUUCUGUCUUCGUCACACGAGGACAAAACGUUUCGGUAACUGGCUGUUGUUGAGAGAGCUGAAGGAAUAUUUAAUUUGUUCAUAACUUGGGUCUUGUUUCAACUUCAUGUAAAGGAAAAGUUUGACCUGUGCACCGUUCCAGUUUAUCUUGUGACGUCUGUAAAUGUUUGGUUUUGAUGUAUUAUGAUUUAUAACGGCGUUAAACAGCAGAAUCCUCACUUCAAGCUCAAACCAAAACAUUUUUACUUUUGUGAUUAUGCUCCAAUAUGAAUAAGACCCAGGUUGUAAAAGAAGCUCGUGCUCUAUUUGUUCUUCUUCAUUAGUGUGUGUGUGUGUGUGUGUGUGUGUGUGUUUAUAUACUGUAUGUUCUGUGAUCAAGUUAUUCCAGCUGCAGUAGAAGAAAGUAACUCAUGCAGCUUCACGGCACUGAGGAGAAUGUAAAGCGAUGUUUGCAGGCAGCAGCUGCUUUAAAGUCCCAUUUUCUCACAUUUCAUACACGUCUACUUCCUGUCCACAGACUUCUACUUCCUGUCCACAGACUUCUACUUCCUGUCCACAGACUUCUUUCCAUCUUGGACUGAACAGCUGCAGGUUUAGUGUCUCCAGCUUCUACCAGCUGACAGAUCUGUCAGUACAGAGAAAUACGUUUUUACAGAAACUACAGUCUCGUCUUUUUCUUCUGAAGCUUUCGAUGCUCAGAUGUCAAAAGGACGUCGAAGUGUGCAGAAUCUUUUUUAUUCAAACUACAAUUAAAGAUGUGACGAACAGAAGAACAGCGACUGAACUGUGGAACUCUAAUCCGUUUAAAGAUAUGUUAUAUAUUUGGCUCAGCAGGAAGAACACGCGGCUACAUUUGAAUUGUUUUAAAUCUUUAACGAUCAUUUAAGUUGUUUAAGAAGUAAAAAAUACCAAAGUUUGGACUCAAAGAGACAUUUAAAAUAAUGAAUUAAGUGAAGUUCAUUUAAAGUUUCUCACUUUUUGGUUUUAACGCCCUCAAAACAAAUCAGAUACUUUGGACUCGUUUUAUUAUUUACAAGGAUUUUGUGGUCAAAGAUAUAUUUUCUGUCUUCACGCGAUGAUCUGUCACAUCUUCAAGUGAAAACAUUUAACUCAACGCACGAUGAUGAAAACACUGAACGUUGAGAAGAUCUGACACUUUGUUCACUGAAUUAAUCCGUGAGAUUAUGAAGAAAGGUUUCAUUUCUUUAUGUAACCGGAAUAAAGAAAUAAAAACAAACCAACCGUGAAUAUUCUUCUUUUGGACGAAGAAACAACGAUUGAAAAUAUAAACACAACAAUCUUUUUAUUUUUGAAAAGCUUGUUCUUUGUAAUUUGUAUGUUUUGUUGUAACAUGAUCUUUGUGUCAUUAAAGGGACAUACCUCUGACCUUUAAA